AUGGAGUCGGCUACACAAGAAAGCUCAGAGACUUCAAGUGAACAAAAUGGUGAUCGUCAAGAACAAGUCAAAGAAGACUCCUCAAGCAAUACAACAAUUACUGCUAAACGCUCAUAUGAAUGUUCUUUUUGCAAGAGAGGCUUCACCAACGCGCAGGCCUUAGGGGGACACAUGAACAUACACCGCAAAGAUCGCACUAAUCGAACCAAAGGAAAGAAACUAGUAAGUUCUUCAUCAGUUUCAAGCAAAGCCAAUGAGGAAAUCAAGGAUUCUAGAUAUAUGAUACCAAAUUCAAGUGAGCCCAUAAGCUACUAUCCGCUUUUGGAGGCUCAAAGGAAUUCUGGACUGUAUUUUCAGCAACAAGGAUCUUGCCCUAGACUGCCAUAUAGUUACAAGCAUGGUAAUCUUGAUUUUCUUGUGCCAAGAAAUCAAUCUUUGAGCAUGAAUGAUGAGCUUUGGGGUACAAGUCUAAGCUUGCAAACUGGGCCUGCCAAUAUACAAGAUAAUGGAGGGAAUAGGAAGGUUUCUGACGAUGAUGAAAUCGAUUUGGAGCUUAGACUUGGCCAUGACCGCUAA
This is a messenger RNA of Dovyalis caffra, 576 nucleotides long. The record is from the annotation of a GenBank genome assembly. NCBI's taxonomy places the organism in Eukaryota, Viridiplantae, Streptophyta, Magnoliopsida, Malpighiales, Salicaceae.